UCAAGCAGUCGAUUUUUGGCAGCACUUCAAGAAGGACCAGAGUUUUUUAGCAAAAAUUAAAAUGUUGCGAAACACUUGCAUAUUUGUUCUUCUUUUUGCAUACGUGGUCAGCGACUCAAGUACUUACAACGCGCCUUUUCUGAAAAGAUGCAAAUUAAAUGACAACGAGUGCAUGUUGUCGUCCAACCUGCAGAUUGCAAUGCCAUACAUCGCUGAAGGAAUUCAAGAGAUCGGCAUAUCUACCACGGACCCAAUGAUUUUGGAAAAUAUAAUCAUGGACACAGAUGAAAGUGUAUUUAAAUUUGUCUUGCCGACUUUAAAAGUGCAAGGUGGUAGAAAGUGCAAGGUGACUGAUUUUAUGCAAAAUCUUCAGGAGUCUACUAUGAAAUUGACACUUGACUGUCCAUUCAUAGGAACAGGCACAUACAAAUUUUCCGGUAAAAUGAGGGUAUUUAAUAUAGAAAAGGAAGGAGACUUCAAAAUACAUACAGAUUCAUUGAGGACCAUUAUGACAAUGAAGAUGGAGAAAACUACUGUCAACGGAAAGAAAUAUUGGAACCUUUUGAGUUACGAAUUCACAAGCGAGCCUUUAGAAUCUAUGCAUAUAGAAAUUGACGGACUCUUCUCCGGUGAAUUGAAUAAAGCACGAUCAUACCUGAGCGCCGUAAACAAAGACUGGGACAGCACGCUCCAAGUUGGAAAACCUAUUGCUGACGCCAUAGUCAAAAAUACCUUUAAAACCCUAAAAUCAUUUUUCCUUAGAGUGCCAAUUGAGGAUCUUCUAGCUUAAAUUAUGUAAUAUGAGACAUCAAUUUUUUACAUAAUAAAGAAUUU
Messenger RNA from Papilio machaon (common yellow swallowtail), 834 nucleotides. RefSeq lists its product as uncharacterized. Bases 62 to 790 code for a protein of 242 amino acids. The transcript is spliced from 5 exons. Lineage: Eukaryota; Metazoa; Arthropoda; Insecta; Lepidoptera; Papilionidae. The record is from RefSeq and is a predicted model, not a curated record.